GACAUUAAACUGAGGAAAAUGCAGUCUUUGAAGCUUUUAAAGAGAAAUUUAAGGAAGAGUACAUUGAAGAAGCUCUCAGAGAUUAGCAACGAGGCUAUAUCUCUACAGUCACGCGCUGUGAAAGAAGAGAUCUGCGCUUCAGAUAUAUAUAAGAGAUCCACACGCAUAAGCUUAUACCUUAGUAUGCAGUCUUCUGAACUCAGUACAGACGAUCUAGCGAGGCAGAUCAUAGACGACGGAAAGAAGCUAUUUGUACCUUUCAUCCACACAAACGAAGUCCCUACGAUGUCGAUGUUGAACAUACCAACGGUAGAACAAUUGCAGGCGCUCAAGAGGAACAAAUGGGGCAUUCCUGAGCCAGACGCGGCUGACGUUGAUAAGUAUCAGGACGCAUUGUCUUCAGAGUCACCUGGUUUGGAUCUCAUACUUGUACCUGCUGUCGCGUACGACAAGUCAUUCAAUAGGCUGGGUCAUGGUAUGGGUUACUACGAUAGGUUUAUCAAGGCGGCGACCACACAUGCUGAAGGAUACGCGCUUCACCCACCAACAAUCGUCGGUUUAGCCCUUCAAGAGCAGAUACAAACGCAGGAUAGCGUACCAACUGGACCGUUGGAUGAGGUCAUGGACGCGAUAGCAACAUCUGACGGUAUAACCUGGAAUAAACAGCCAGAGUAGCGAAAUACAUGCAUUGCUAGUUAUUCCUUUUAUUCUUGCUUACCCAUUGCUUCAAACCCCGCUUGCUCGCGUAUG
Wallemia mellicola CBS 633.66 is the source of this 750-nucleotide messenger RNA. Its product is annotated as 5-formyltetrahydrofolate cyclo-ligase. Gene Ontology annotation, biological process: tetrahydrofolate interconversion; folic acid-containing compound biosynthetic process. Bases 19 to 675 code for a protein of 218 amino acids. NCBI's taxonomy places the organism in Eukaryota, Fungi, Basidiomycota, Wallemiomycetes, Wallemiales, Wallemiaceae. Gene Ontology annotation, cellular component: mitochondrion. The record is from RefSeq and is a predicted model, not a curated record. The transcript is spliced from 5 exons. Gene Ontology annotation, molecular function: 5-formyltetrahydrofolate cyclo-ligase activity.